AUGAACACGUAUGAGCAUGAUAUCAGUUAUCAGUGUGACCGGGAGAAGGAUCCUGAAGGCUGGCAGAGGUGGACAGAUUAUCUGGAGGGUGUGAAGAAGAACUAUGAGUCCACAGCUCAGGUUCUCAAGCACAACUGCGAGGUGAAUGGCCAUGGAGAGAGCUGCUAUAAGCUCGGCGCUUACCAUGUCACCGGCAAAGGUCAAGCCGGAUCAUGCAGGGAGGCUGCAUACUCCUGUUUUAUGAAGACAUGUAACAGCAAAGGAAAGAAGUCAGUGGAUGCUUGUCACAACAUUGCUCUGCUUGCCCAUGAUGGCCGAGCAAUGGAGCGGGGAGCUGAUGUGAAGGUGGCUCAGUAGUACUACGAGAAGGCUUGUGAGGGAGGCUGCCCCAGCUGUUUUAACCUGAGUGCUCUUUAAAUCCAGGGAUAUCCAGGGCUGGACAAAAACAUGCCACUGCGAGCCUGCGAGCUGGGACACGUAUGGGGAGCCAAUGCAAGUCACAUGUACAAACUGGGUGAUGGGACGGACAAGGAUGAUCAGAAAGUAGAGGAGCUGAAGAACAGGGCCAGAGAACUCCACGGACAGCAGAAAGAACGCCAACUGAAAUUUGAGGAGUGA
Molecule: messenger RNA, 618 nt
Organism: Carassius carassius (crucian carp)
Lineage: Eukaryota; Metazoa; Chordata; Actinopteri; Cypriniformes; Cyprinidae
Product: cytochrome c oxidase assembly factor 7
Cellular component (GO): mitochondrial intermembrane space
Molecular function (GO): protein binding
Source: RefSeq, a predicted model, not a curated record